Molecule: messenger RNA, 10155 nt
Organism: Habropoda laboriosa
Lineage: Eukaryota; Metazoa; Arthropoda; Insecta; Hymenoptera; Apidae
Gene: puf
Product: ubiquitin carboxyl-terminal hydrolase 34
Biological process (GO): protein deubiquitination
Cellular component (GO): nucleus; cytosol
Molecular function (GO): cysteine-type endopeptidase activity; cysteine-type deubiquitinase activity
Source: RefSeq, a predicted model, not a curated record
AUGGUGGUGAAGUUGAGUGAUGAACUUAACGUGAUUAAAAGCCUUUCAGAGGCUAAAGGGAAAACCAUGUGCGAUGUAUGUGUUGACUUUCACGACCUUCUGCUCUCCUAUGAUGAAAGAUCAUCAAAGGAACAAGAUGGAUUGGCAACACUUUGUAUUUCGGAUGUGGAUACAACACUGCAUUAUGUUAAUCAGUGGGUACAAAGGCAAUGCAUGUGCUGUUAUCGUGAAAUAAAAAAUUUUGAUCGAUUUAUACGGCUAACUCAAAGUGUUGUAUUAUGUACAUUACAACAGUUACAAGUUAUACAACAAAAUGGACAGCAAACAAAUACUGGGAAAGCACCAUCCAAAGACGAAAAAGAAGAAAAAAAGGCAGAUGAAGCUAAGAUAGAAAACUCAGAUUUUGCACAAAAUGAAACACAAACAAAACAAAAUUGGUCUCAGCAGGAUAGAGAAAAAUUGUUUCAUCUUCUUUCAAAAAUAUUUUUAUUAAAUUUUCCCCUUUACAUUGCAAUGAAGCAUGGUGGUGCAAUUAAUCCAUUGGCUCCAGUAAAAGAUGAAGGAGGUUAUUGUGAGCCUCAUGAUCCAGAAGUGCCAGCUCCUUUAAUUAGAGCAGUUUCUAUAUUUUGCCAUCAAGGUGGUUUCAAUUUAAUGUCUGCUUGUUUUGAUAUGGAAAAUACAUUACCUGUUAGUCUUGCACAUUCUAUGGUUGCAGUGAUUUGUAAUUUAAAACUUUGGUUAAACUAUGGUAGUGUUAUUCAGCUCUUUAUACCACUACGCAGCCGUGUUAUGAAAUAUAUGUGUCGCUUAGCAGAUAAAGAAUUACGCACACCAGCAGUUAGAACAAUGGCAGAUUUCAUGUGGAGUGCUGUAAAAGAUCCUAUUGAUGCUGUUUUACCCAGUUUUGAUCGUGAUGGGUUGGAUUUAGCAUUUAAAUAUUUUACUAGUACAACUUUAACUAUGAGACUAGCUGGAAUAGCUCAGAUAAAUGCUCAUAUCACUGCAUUCAAUGAACUUUGCAAUAGUGAAACUGUCGCUGAAGUAGAACAAGUGGGCCAUGCAUUGGCUGCUUGGUUAACAGAAAAUAAUAUAAUAGCUCAUAUAUUUGGACCAAAUUUGCAUGUAGAAGUUAUUAAACAAAGUCACAUUGUAUUAAGUUUCUUAGCUAUGGAAGGUAGAAUCACAUGUUCAGAUAUGGAUACUAUGUGGCAAGCUGCACAAUUGAAACACUGCGGUCGUCCAGUAUAUGAUUUAUUGGCCCCUUUAGUAAAACAUUUGGCUCCUACUCCAGUUUUACAUUUGUACUCUUUGUUAGGAAAAUUAGAGCCAAAGGACCACACAGAACAGAGUUUAUUCCUGGCAUCUGCUUUGAUAAAAUUCAUUUGGACAGCAGGUGGUUCAGGUUAUCCAAGAGGUUUACCUUUAAAAAAUAGAGAAAUUUUAAGAGGUAGUAGUGGUAUAGGCGGUAGUAGUACUAGUGAUCCUAGUGGAAUGGAUGGAAGCAGUCCAGAUGAAGAUGAAGAAGAACCAAGUCCUGCACCAUCAGAAGGACCUUCACCGCGAAAACAAGCGAGAGGUGAUAGCAGCGAUGGGGAAGGUCUGUUUAAAGCAAAAAGUGUGGGUACAGCAGUUGUACAAACAUCCCUAAACGAGGCAGAAGAUUCUGCAGUAGAAAAAUCUGAGUGUCUUGCUGAAUCAAUGAAAGAUUCUACAUGUAGUAUACAAGAUGACAUAAAAGAAAAACAGAGUGGUUCAGAUGCUGAGGCAGAUACAGAAAAGUCUAAUGCAGAGGAAACAGUUGCAAUAGAAAAAAGGAGAAGAAAAGUAUUAAGGAAACGAAAGAAACCUCAAAAACGUUCAUUAGUUACAGUAGAUAAAACAUUAGAAAACAUUGUCAAUGAAGAAAAUAAUGUAAAAACUAAAGAUUUAAUGUUGGAUAUAAAAUAUAGGCCGGAGGACGUUUUGAACAGUACUUUGGAUGCUGGUGGAUUAGUUUCAAUGGACGAUCCGAAAGGAGUCGAUGCAUUAGAUCGCGUGAAACAGCAAGCAAUGGCUUUAGAUCCAAGUGAUCAACAAGUUCCAACGGCGCUUUUAAGAAGAGCUAAUAAAAAUAAAUAUAUGUCGUUAGUAGGUCAUAAUGUAGAUCGAGCUCCUGAUUCUGCAGACACUUCACACGAUGAAGAUGAUAGUGAUGUAGCCGGUGUUCUCGCAGCAGCUGAUGGACCUGGUGCUGUUAUAUCGGAACUCGCUGGUUUAGUACAUGCGACUGGACCAACAUUUUUACCUUCAGGUUUAGAUGAAAUGCUUUCGGAUGAAGAAGGAUCCUACAGUAGUAGAAUAUCUAACAAAAGUGAAAAAAAUAUGGCAGAUUUUGAUGGAGAGGAGAGUGGUUGCGAAGAAGAAUUAGCUCAAUUAGCUGCACGUCAUUUAACAGCUAUACAAAUGCAAGCUUACCAUCCUCAUCACACUCAUCCAACAAUGACAAUUAGACGAUCUGUUUGCCGUCCUCCACAAGUAAGAAGUAUUCGGCAAACAGUAACACGAGUUAGUUCGCAAUUCAAUUUGGAUACUGUAUGUAAGUCUGGAAAUACACUGUUAUGGGAUCUUUUGCAAGAUGAUAAAAUUGGUCUAUUGGGAGAAGGUUUAGCUCUAGAAGCUGAAAAAGCUUUGUGCAAUCUCCUUUGCUUCAAUGUUGAUCGAUUGAUACCUAUGAAAUUCAUAGAAGGUUGCUUAGAAAAUCUUGCGAACAAUCGUUCCGUGGUUGUAUCUUUAAGGUUAUUACCUAAAUUACUUGCCAGUUUUCCACACUUUGGUGCAGUGGAUGCACAUACGAUAACAACAUGGGCUGAUCGUGAGCGUGGAAUGAUGAAACACUUCUUUAAUAACCUAAAAACGUAUACUAGUACAGGGCCAAAAAAUAGCUUGUAUUCUCAUCAAACAGAAAUACAAGUUAGAUUACAGUUUUUAUCUUCUAUUUUUUCACCUUUAGGUUCACCUGAAUGUUUUCGUCUAAGUCUUGAACAGGUGGACAUAUUGUGGCAGUGUUUGUCACAAGAUACAACAUGUGCUGAUGAACUUUUUAGUUGGUUGCUUAGUCAAGCAAAAUCAACAGAGCAACAUGCUCUUGGAAUGGAUACACUAAAACACUUAUGUAUGCGUAAAUUGCCAAGUUUACCACCUGAAACUAUCAGCAUGACAGGCCUUAGUCUUUUCCAACAAUUGUGCAACUUAGCCCGUUUAGCUGCCGCACACUUGGAUAGACCUUUAAGAGAUGUAGAUUCAGUUGGUAUGGAUUUUUUGUGGAGAAUUGCGUUAAAAGCUAAAAGUACGGAUGUCAGUAUGGCAGCUAUACAAUACCUAAAUGGAUAUUACAUGUCUAGACAAUUAACUCAAGAAGCAGAGUUUGUUUCACAGUGUAUGACUCACCUUGCUGCAGCUAGUGCUGAUUUGGAAACGAACGAAGAAGCUAGUUUACGUUGUAUACAAAGAGCUUUGUUACUCUUACGAACACAUUUGGAAGCUUUCCGAAAACGGUAUGCGUAUCAUUUACGUCGCUGGAUAUUGGAAGGUAGAGGUGCUGGUAGUCAUGUAGCUAUGAAUACUUCGGAAAAAGGCCAACAAUUAAGAAUAUUCGUACAACCUGCUGGAAUCCCUGAAAAAACAAGUUUCAUUCUUCUUAGUACUGAUUAUGUAGCUGAUUUGAGAGCAGAAGUUGCUAAAUGGUGGGAUGAUACUCAGAAUAAUCAAGAAAAAUCAUCAUCUACUACAAAUUCAAGUCAAAAUAAUGGUUCAGUGUUAGGAUCUCUUCUGACUGAUGGGCCAAUUAGAAUGAUCACGCAAGGUCAAGAAUUAACUAGUGAUUUUGACGAAAAAACAUUACAAGAAAUGGGAUUCAAAGAUGGUCAAUUAGUAUUCAUUUCACCUGGCGCUGGUCGAAAUAAUGCUACAGGUAGAUGUAACAAACGAGAUGUAGACUCACCAUCUCUUUUGCCACCACCUCCUCGAGAGUCUUUACCGACAUUACUGUUAUUACGACCACAAUAUUUUGAACAACUGUUUACGCUAAUGAGAACUUUAAGUGCUAUGAAAACAGUUGUCAAAGGAGGACAGGAAAUUCCUCAUACAAAGGCCCAAGUACUGUCAAGAAGAGUUUGGGAUACAUUAACUUUACUACCAACUAGUCCAACUUUAUUGAGAGGGUUUCAAAAAUUGGGAGAAACAACUCUGCCAGAAUUGUUAGAUCCUGCUAGCCCUCAGAAAUUGAUGUAUUCUUUAUAUAUAGUGGAAUCUUUAAGCAGACGUAGUACAACGAGUCAGCCUUCUGUUGUGAAUUCUACAUCCACGGCAACUGGUAACGAAGGCGAAGGCGAUGUGCAUGAUAAUCAUGAAGACAAAGAGAAAGAUGUUACUUGGUCCACAUUGUUCGUUCAGCAUGGAGGUUUGCGUCAUUUGUUUGAUAUUUUUAUGUCUGGAUGUUUGGAACAAGGAGACGGUAGCGAGUGGCAGCAGGACUGUCUCGCUAGCUUGCUAAAACAACUGUGUUAUUUGGGUGUUGUUAAGGAAGAGAAGAAACGAAAUAAAGCAGAUAAAUUGCUUGUACCCAAACUUAGCGAAGCGAUGCUUUCCAUGAUGAAUGUCGAAGCUGUUAUGUCUCGAAUAACGAGCAUAUUAAAUGAAGCAUCUUUACCUAGAGACCCGAAUCAUUACAAAACAGGACUUUUUGGAAGAUCACAAGUCAUACACUAUACUAUGGCAUUGUUAGUUUGUUGGGUACAUAGUGAUGAAACAGUUAAACAAUAUCUCUUUUCAUCAUCGGAGCCUUUUGGGAAGACGUGGUUACGAAGAUUGAUAUUGGAAGAUCCUGAGCCAGCAGUAAGAAGAGAAGUUUGCACUGCACUAUACAGAUUAUGUCUUGGAACCACAGGAUCUGAAGAUGAAAAAUCUGGUGUACCUAGUUUGAUUGUACCAAUGUUAAAUACAUUAUUGGAACAUCUUGUGAUUGCAGAAGCAAUGCAACCUUCUCACCGAAAACCAGAUUUACCAUUGCACUUACAUCCAAUGCUUGAUGAUGGGAAAGAACCUUAUGGACCUGCUUGUAGGGAUUAUUUUUGGCUUGUUUGCGGAUUAGUUGAUUCCCUUCCAGAAGAAGCUAUCAAAGAAGGUUCAGACGAUUCUAAUUUAACAAUUGAUCUUGAGGCUCUAGCGAUAAGAGUUAUUGAUUCGGUUUUAAAUAGAGAUCAUCUUGAGACACGUCAUAAUACAGUGGAAGACGAUGGUCUAGUCGGAUUAUUAAAUCUCACUUGCAACAUAAUGACACAUAAUCCACCUUGCAAACAAGGAAAAAUCGGACAAAACUUAUUACACGAAGUAUUCGAUUUUCUAUUUGCAUUACCCAAUCCACGAUCGAAACAUGUUCCAAAAUGUAAAAGUCAAGUGUCCAGAUCAGCAGCUUUCGAUCUCUUAGUCGAACUUGUAAAAUCUGCUCCCGAUAAUUAUAGAAUUCUUCAUGAAAAAUUAUUAACUCAGCAUAAACCUGGCCCUCAUUCUCCAUAUCCAUGGGAUUAUUGGCCACACGAAGAUGGACGUUCUGAUUGCGGAUAUGUGGGUCUGACAAAUUUAGGUGCCACUUGUUACAUGGCUAGCUGUAUGCAACAUUUAUAUAUGAUGCCACAAGCACGUGUCUCCAUACUAGGCGCUGAUUGUAAUAGGGCAAAUAAGCACCAACUCACAUUGAGAGAAUUACAAAGAAUGUUUGCUUAUCUUUUAGAGUCUGAAAGAAAAGCGUAUAAUCCUCGAAGUUUCUGUCGGGUAUAUACUAUGAAUCACGAACCCCUCAAUACUGGGGAACAAAAAGAUAUGGCCGAAUUUUUUAUAGAUCUUGUAUCUAAAUUAGAAGAAAUGACAUCAGACUUGAAGAAUUUGGUAAAAACACUAUUCUGUGGUGUAAUAUCUAAUAACGUUGUUUCGUUAGAUUGCGAACAUGUAAGUAGAACACUUGAAGAAUUUUAUACCGUACGUUGUCAGGUAGCUGACAUGAGAAAUCUUUAUGAAAGUUUAGAUGAAGUUACAGUUAAAGAUACUUUAGAAGGAGAUAACAUGUACACAUGUUCACAGUGUGGUAAGAAAGCAAGAGCAGAAAAAAGAGCAUGUUUUAAAAAGUUGCCACACAUAUUAUGCUUCAAUACAAUGAGAUAUACAUUUAACAUGGGAACUAUGUUAAAAGAAAAAGUAAACACGCAUUUUAGUUUUCCAUUAAGAUUAGAUAUGUCUGGAUAUGUUGAAAAAAAGCUUAUGCCACAACAUUAUCAAGAAGAAAAGAAGGCAUCUGAAAAGAGAAAAUCUGAAAGUGAUUGUCAAUCAGGAUUAGAUGAUGAUGAUGAUGGUGAAAUGGAACAUUACCAGUAUGACUUAAUUGGUGUAACAGUUCAUACUGGUACAGCUGAUGGUGGACAUUAUUAUAGUUUCAUUAGAGAUCGCACAUCUCCAAAUAAAGAUAAAUGGUUUUUAUUCAAUGAUGCAGAAGUUAAGCCAUUCGAUCCAAAUCAAAUAGCGGCAGAAUGUUUUGGUGGAGAAAUGACAAGUAAAACUUACGAUUCCGUUACGGAUAAAUUUAUGGAUUUCAGUUUUGAAAAAACUAAUUCGGCAUAUAUGCUUUUUUAUGAAUGGUGCGCUGAUCCUGGCGAUCAAGCAAAAGAGGAAGAAGCUACUGUUUCCAGCCCAAAUGGGCGACAAUCUUUUUCAUUGAUUCACAAGAAUACUAAUAAACUACCACCUUUAGAACUAAAUAAAGAACUUGAAGAUUGGAUAUGGCAGGAUAAUAUGCACUUUUUACAAGAUAAAAAUAUAUUUGAACAUACGUACUUCACAUUUAUGUGGCAAAUAUGCGGCUACAUACCACAAACAUUACUCUCUGUACAACCUGAUAUAACAGAAAUGUCAGCAGACCUUUCAACUUCAUUUUUUAUGGAAACCUUCAUCCAUGCUAAGGAAAAACCAACUAUGGUACAAUGGGUAGAGUUAUUAACAAAACAGUUUAAUGGUUCAGCUGGUGCAUGUGCUAGAUUUCUUGAAAAAAUGGCUGGAGAUUCAUGGUGGCCAAUUCAGAUCCUAGUCAAAUGCCCUAAUCAAAUGGUGAGACAGAUGUUCCAAAGGCUAUGCAUUCAUGUGAUACAACGAUUACGCGCUACUCAAGCACCUUUAUAUCUUCUUUGCGGUGAAGAAAAUGACGUGAAUACUGUCGGUACGCGAUCAUGCGUGACAAGAUUUGUGAGAAUGCUUUUGUCUCUCAUGGAACAUGCGAAACAGCAUUUAAAACAUCUUACGGAAUAUUUUAGUUUUUUAUAUGAAUUUAGUAAAAUGGGCGAGGAAGAAACGUUGUUUCUAAUAAGGGUACAAAAAACACAUGAAUUUGUUGAUGCAGUCAGUGAAGAAGAAGAGGAAGAAGAAAUAGUUGCUAUGCCAACAGAAAAAUUGAGACCUGCUUCAUUAGAUAAAAUGAUCACAUUGAUAGCAACAUUGGUUGAACGUAGUAGAGGACCUGAUCACAGAGACGUUAUCAAUCUCAAUCAAACACGAAACUUAAUACAAUCUUUAUGUCGUUGGAAUGAUAGAUUAGCCAUACAUAUUGUAACAAUGAUAUUUCAAGCUAUAACAAAACAUACCGAUGUUUGCCAACCAUUUUUCAAACUUCUGACAUUGUUAACGGAGAGUUCAGGAUUAAGUGGAUUGCCGUGUAUGACUCAAUUAAUUCUGGGCAGAGUUUGGGAAGCAGCUAGAGUUGCUCCACAUGGAGCACUAGAAUGGUUAGCUUUAGCUGUAACAAGAAGUAAACUUGCACAUGCUUGGGUGUUACAAGGAUUAGAUACAUGGCUGCAACAUUUUUUAUUGGAACAUUCAAAUCAAAGAGUUCGGUCUGCAGCUGCUUUUCUUCUCGUAUCAUUGGUUCCAUCGACUCAUUUUAGACAGGGUUACCGCAGUGCGCAUAGAUUAGGUUUAGGAUGCAAUAAUUCUAGAGAACUGCAACUGUCCCCAGAAGCUACUUUAAUUUUGCAUAAAAUAUAUACAGCACUUUUAAGAUUAUUGCAGCCUGCAAGACAUUACAUUGAUAUACAAACUCAUGGUACAAUGAAACUCACUGCCUAUUUUGCAUUACUCACAUAUUGUGUUGUCUCUAAGACGGAAAAAUUAAUGUUUGGACAAUAUUUGAAUGACUUAUGGACACUUUUUCAUCCAAAACUUUCUGAGCCUAGCAUUCCAGUGCAUCAUAAUAAACAAGCUGUGUUGCUCUUUUGGUAUCAUGUUUGUUCUGAUUGUCCGGAAAAUGUCGCUCUUAUACUUCAUAAUCCUCACAUCACUAAGAAUAUUGCAUUUAACUAUAUACUUGCCGAUCAUGAAGAUCAGGAUGUGGUAUUAUUUAACCGAGUAAUGUUACCGGCUUACUAUGGUUUAUUACGACUUUGCUGUCAACAAUCACGCACUUUUACAAGACAACUAGCUGCACAUCAAAAUAUUCAGUGGGCAUUCAAAAAUAUAACACCCCAUCCUACACAAUAUUCAACUGCUGUGGAUGAAUUAUUUAAAUUAAUGCAAUUACUGGUUGCAAGACAUUCUGAUCAAACAGAACAAGAAGAAGCUGAAAUUGCGUCAUUCAGAAGAGGAACUUUGUCUUCGUACUUACAAGGACUGGAUGGACGUUCAUGUUGGGCUACACUUAUUUCUGCUUUUCGCAUCCUGAUUGAAUCAGAUGAUGAUCGUCUCUAUGUUGUAUACAAUGGAGGAUUAAGUAUGGCUUUGGAAGCAUUUCAUAUGCUGCAUAUCAUGUAUCACGAAGCAACAGCAUGUCAUGUCGCUGGUGACUUAGCUGAACUAAUAGCCAUCAUUGUGGAACUUGUACGAUGUAUUAGAACCGCUAGAGAUGGUCCCGAUGCAAGGAAUAUAUUAGCAAAUUGCAAAGAAUGGCCAGAUAUUUUACGGAAAUUAGCAACAUUGCUGAAUACAUACAAUCCCCCAGAUAUGAGAAAUCUGGCUAUAGAUCUUUUGAAUCAAGAGUCUCAUGCUGCCGUUCCACCUGGCCCGUAUCUUCCACGAAGAUCUACUCCUCCAGGAAAAAUGCCAACCCGACCAGCUAGACCGAUGGUUCAAAUGGCAGUACCACAUUCUCAACUGGAGGCAUCAAAAGGAGUAGAUCCUGAAUAUGAUAAUGCUUUACUUGAAUUUUAUUUGCCAUAUCACGAACUGAUUGAUGUAAUGUGCAGAUUAGCAAUUAAUAACGAUUGUAUGACAGACACGUUAGUUAAUCUGAGUGCUAUGUUAGGAUUUGAAGGUGUUCCACUACACUUAGCCUUGUUUCCUAGGUUAUGGUUAGAUGUUCAUGCUGCUACACAUAUAGAUAGAAAACAUAUUGCAUCUCUUCUUUGUUCUUCCUAUACAGUGGAUUACGUAGAUGCUGUGUUGUUGGAUGAAAGAUCAUCAUUAGGAAUACCAGCAAUUCAUGCUUUUCUUAAAACUUUCUUUCCAAAACUUGCUAAUCACGUAUUGACUGAGCAAACUUGUUUACUUAUUGAUAAUUUAGUGAGUUCAAUGGUGGCAAUGGUGGAAGCAGUAGAUAUUCAAGUAUCUGCACAUAGAUUAACAGGGGAUUUAAGAGCAUUGGCCCUUGUUUAUAGCAGCAGUACAAGACUGAAACCACCAAGUAGCUUGUUACCAGCUUUGGAAACACUAUUGUCUCGAACUAAGGCCAUUAAAGUGAAAGAAUCUAACCAACAGGAAACAGAAGCUCCUACAAAAAAACGUAAGUUUGCAGUUAAUGAAGAAAGCGAGACCACAGAGAAAGAAGCUCAUCUACAGAUCAAAGAACAUAAUGAACAGAAAAAUGUUUCUAAUAUAAACAUCGAAAAGAAAGACAAAGCAGAAGUAAAUGAUAUGACUUCUUCUGAUUCUGGAGAUGAUAAAACCAUAUCAAGAAAUAAUAUUCAAGCAGAAAAUAUACCCACGAGUAUCAGUACGAUAUCUCCUGGUUUAAUUGAUACUGUGACAACUAACAAUUGUACGAACCAAUUACGAUGUUCGUUGACUAACGUUUCUUGGUUUGAAAUGUUGGAAAAGACGAUUGUCGAUCUACAAACUAUUGUGCAAUUGCAAACAAAAAGUAACUAA